Molecule: messenger RNA, 3500 nt
Organism: Drosophila elegans
Lineage: Eukaryota; Metazoa; Arthropoda; Insecta; Diptera; Drosophilidae
Product: dystrobrevin beta
Exons: 7
Coding region: 512-2584 (690 amino acids)
Biological process (GO): synaptic signaling
Cellular component (GO): synapse; plasma membrane
Molecular function (GO): zinc ion binding
Source: RefSeq, a predicted model, not a curated record
UUUUGUUGUUGUUGGUUUCGUGGGUGUUGAGAGAAGCAAACGGCGCAAUGUGAAUUUGUGUAAACAAAAUCGUUGAUAAGAUAUUCGCACGGAAUUACUCGAGACUCGCGCGACGUUUUCGCCGUUGGCAAGCCCAGAAAAAUUGCUUUAUCGAGUGGCUAAUUUGAGCCAGGCUUCAGUUCUUGCGCGCGUGUGUGUGUGUGUGUAUGUGUUUUAGGCCCUUGAGCGAAGCCCGAAAAAAAAGAAGUUUUUCUGUUACCAUAUUUUUUACCAAGGACCAAAGGGCGCAGCAUCUCUGCUCUCUAUCUUUCUCUCUCUUUUGACCGUUAAUGUGGGUUUUGCAACUCCAGUUAUUGUGUUAACAGCAGGUGAAAAAUUAAAACAUAAAAAAAGCAGCAAGAAGAGUGGGGAGAAAGAACCGAGAAGAAGCAGCAAAGCAGAACAACAAAAGUGACGCAUAAAUAAAGGUUGCUAAUUACAAAAGGCAAAUCGUUGCAUCAGAGCAUCAGGAAUGGAGCUGGAGCCGCGUGUGGCCAUCCUGCAGGACCUGCGUCUGCAGACCUUCGACUCCAUUCGAUUUGCCUCCUACCGCACAGCCUCCAAGCUGCGCUACAUACAGAAGUCGACGAACCUCCAUCUGGUGGACAUAUGGAAUGUGAUCGAGGCGUUCCGCGAGAAUGGCCUGAACACCCUGGAGCCGCAGAGCGAGGUGAGCGUGGCCAGGCUGGAAACUCUGGUCUCCUCGCUCUACCAUAACCUCAACAAGCGCCUGCCCACCGCCCAACAGGUGCCCGUGGACUCCAAAGCGGGUCUGCUGCUCAACUGGCUGCUGGCUGCCUACACAAGUGAUAAUUCGGGCAAGAUACGCGUGUUCUCCAUCAAGGUGGCUCUGGCCACCAUGUGCUCCGGCAAACUGGUGGACAAACUCAGAUACAUAUUCUCGCAGAUCUCGGACGGCGCUGGCCAGCUGGUGGCCUGGAAGCUGGGCGAGUUCUUGCGCGAAGUGCUGGCCCUGCCGGCGGCCGUGUACGAGUCGCCCACAUUCCACUACAAGGAGGGGCUCGAGGAGGAGAUCUUCCCGGCCGAGAACAAGGUGACGGUGAACGACUUUAUGGCCACGCUGAUGUCCGAGCCGGGGCCGUCCUGUCUCGUCUGGCUGCCGCUGGUGCACCGGCUGGCCACCGUGGAGACCAUUGUGCAUCCGACUGUCUGCUCUGUUUGCCACAAGGAAAACUUCACCGGGUUUCGUUAUCGCUGUCAGCGGUGUCACGCCUACCAGUUGUGUCAGGAGUGCUUCUGGCACGGCAAGACAUCGCUGAACCACCAGAACGAUCACGAGGUCAAGGAGUACUCGAGCUACAAGUCGCCCAGCAAACAGAUCGGCCACUCGCUGCGCAAGAGCUUCCGCUGUGUGCCCGAGAAGACGGUGCAGGUGCUCCCGCGCUUUCCCGACCAGCCGGAGAAGACGCUCAACCUGUCGCACAUCGUGCCGCCCUCGCCGCUGCCCUCGCACAACGGCUUCUCGGACCCCUCGGGCCUCGUACAUGGCCACCACGGCCCCCCGCAUCCGCAUCCGGGCAUUCCGGGCAUACCGGGCCAGCACCACGGCCUAUUCGAUCGCUCCAGCACGCUCGACUCGCGGGCCACCGGCCGCAGUCUGGACAGCGCCAGCGGCACCGCCGGCACCACCACCAUGUCCCGCGUGGCCGCCGCAUCCGCCAACGACGAGGAGCACCGCCUGAUCGCCCGCUAUGCCGCCAGAUUGGCCCAGGAGAACAGAGCGCCCUCCAACUUGCCGGACAGUGGCACCCCCAUUGGCACGGAUAAUUCGCGAGCCCAGCGCGAGCUGAUUGCCCAGCUGGAGUCCAAGAACAAGGAGAUCAUGCGGGAGAUAGCGCGUCUGAGGCGUCAGCAGGAGACGGAGCAGAUGGCCCCGGAGAAUCCGGCGCUGAUCAACGAGCUGCGGGCCCUGAGACAGCGGAAGGGAGAGCUGGAGGGUCACCUGGGCGCCCUGCAGGACUCGCGACGCCAGCUGAUGGAGCAGCUGGAGGGGCUGAUGCGCAUGCUUAAGAACCAGCAGACCGCCUCGCCCCGCUCAACGCCCAACUCGAGUCCUCGCUCCGGCAAGUCGCCACCCAUGCCCGGCGGAGCUGGCAUCCUGGGCACCUCGCCCAUGAGUGCCCUGCACGCCCAGCAGAUGCAGCAGCAUCCCAUGGCCGGCGGGGGAGGAGGAGGAGGAGGAGGUGGUGGUGGUGGAGUCAGGGCCACCCAGCAGCAACUCCUCCAACAGCAACAGCAGCAGCAGGCACAUGGACAUGGUCCGUUCAGCCAGAGCCAGCUGGAGCAGCUCAACCAGAUCAGCAGCGAUAUGCGCAGCGCCUUCGCCGCCAACGGAAGUGCAACGCCACCGCCAAUGCGCACCACCACUGUCAAUGCCAUUUCCAGCCUCAAUCCGAUUCAGAAUCCGAAUGCGAAUCUGAAUCCGAAUCCGAAUCCCGAUGCGGAGCUCAAUGAGGCCGCCGACCAUCUAACGUCGGCCAUUUCCCACAUGGUCAGCGACCUGAAUGCAGGCAAAUGCGAAUAGCCAAUGGCAGGAGCAGUUUGCACAAUGGAGUCUUAAUUCGCAAAAGAACUAGGAUCUGAAUACCGGAGGACUGGGAAUUUCCGGAGGCAGCUGAACAGAUGGACAGAAGACGAACUCUCGCUUAGCUUUUUACCUUACCAUACUUUACCUUAACUGAUAUGUUGAUCUAGAGCAAUUUAUUUAUUGAUUAUUUUAUUGAGCCGUAGCCUACACUACCUUAAUCAUUAUAAUUUAAACUUUGAGGAUUGGCAUCUACCCAGUAAUAUGUAUGUAAGCAUACAUAAAUAUGGAUCUAUAUGGAUAUUGAAGCAAGGUAUAUAUAAAUAUAUCUGAUAAAAAAGACUUGCAGUUGCACUGCUCUUUGAAGUCGCAAAUCCAUUGAAUCUCGUUUAAACUUUUACGAUCGCACUGCUAGGAAGGGGCAAAUAUGAGAUAUGGCGUUUUAAUUUUAGGUUUCCACAAUUUCGUAAUUGGCUUUUAGAUUUUGUAAGCGCCCGCGCCAGCGGUUAUUUAUUACCAUGAAACUUAACAAAUUGAAAAUCAAAUCACGUAAUGCGUAAUACAAAUACGAUAUAGACAUUUACAUAUUAUGUACUUAAUAACUAGCAACUUGUUGAGAACCUAAAAUCAAAUUCUAAAUGCUUAACAUUAUACACCUUGAGAUACGAUGAAGCCGACAACUAUUUGAGCCACACACAAAAACCCAAUGUUAAACACUAAAAUGAAGAACUAAACACGAUUUAUAUAUAUUAUCCAUUUAUAAUAUGCAUUCAUACAAGAAAAGUUAUACCAUAUAAUCGUAUUUGCAUAGAGCACGAGAUAGAGAAAAUCUGACAUUUAUAGAACUUAUACAUAACUACUGAAUAACAUUACAAAAGAGAAAACUAAAUAAAAAGGCAUUUUAAACAAUCACAAA